Molecule: messenger RNA, 1624 nt
Organism: Vicia villosa (hairy vetch)
Lineage: Eukaryota; Viridiplantae; Streptophyta; Magnoliopsida; Fabales; Fabaceae
Product: F-box/kelch-repeat protein At1g67480
Exons: 2
Coding region: 206-1366 (386 amino acids)
Molecular function (GO): protein binding
Source: RefSeq, a predicted model, not a curated record
UUUUUAUAUAUAUUUAUCUAUAUAUAUCCACCAUUCAUAAAACCUCUUUCAUUCAUUUUUCAUGUAACUUCUUCGUUUCCAUCAAAACUUCAUCCAUUGUUGCAAUCAAUUCAACCAGGCCAAAGUUUUAUAUAUUUCUUAACAGAAUUUAUCAUUCUCUUUCAUUUCCUAAUGUUGAAAUCACAAUUGUUUGGUUGAUUGAAAAAUGCCUGGGUUUAUUGCUGUUGAGAAAAAAUUUACAGCAAAAAAAAUGAGUUUUUCUAAUUUGGCUAAUCAUGAUAAUUUAGCUGUUUCGAAAGGAAAUGGUAGUGUGAGGUCUGAGGCUCUUGAUGAUGAUGAGAAUAGUCCUAUUCUUGCUGGGUUGUCUGAUGAUGUUUCGAAGUAUUGCCUUGCACUCGUGCCUCGUUCGAGUUUUCUGGCUAUGGGCGGUGUCUCUAAGAGAUGGAAGCGGUUUAUUCAGAGCAAAGAAUUCAUAACGGUGCGAAAAUUGGCUGGGCUGCUUGAGGAAUGGCUCUAUGUAUUGACAUCAGAUGGUGAUGGAAAAGGAAGUCAUUGGGAGGUGAUGGAUUCUUUUGGUCAUAAUCGUAGGUCUGUUCCGCCAAUGCCUGGUCCACGGAAGGCCGAGUUUGGUGUCGUGGUUCUUGACGGACAACUUCUUGUUAUGGCUGGCCAUUCAUCAAUUGAUGGAGCUGUUUCUGUCUCACCAGAGGUUUACCAAUAUAAUUCUAACCUCGACAGCUGGAGUAGAUUGUCAAACAUGAAUGUGGCUCGGUACGAUUUCGCCUCUGCAGAAGUCAAUGGCCUGGUUUAUGCAGUUGGAGGAUAUGGAGCAGAAGGCGACAGUCUCUCUAGCGCGGAGGUAUAUGAUCCGGAUACUAACAAGUGGACAUUGAUUGAGAGUCUUCGCCGUCCAAGAUGGGGCUGCUUUGCUUGCGGAUUCGAGGGGAAGCUCUACGUGAUGGGCGGAAGGUCAAGUUUUACAAUCGGAAACUCAAAGUCGGUCGAUGUUUACGAUCCUGAGAAGCAAAACUGGCGUGAGAUGAAAAACGGGUGUGUCAUGGUCACUGCUCAUGCAGUACUUGAAAAGAAAUUGUUCUGUAUGGAGUGGAAAAAUCAACGAAAGUUAUCGAUAUUCAAUCCUGAUGAUCAUUCAUGGAAAACGGUAUCGGUCCCUCUGACGGGGAGUUCGAGUGUUGGUUUUAGAUUUGGGAUACUGAAUGGUAAGCUUUUGUUGUUUUCGCUGAAAGAAGAUCCUACUUAUAGGACUUUGUUGUAUGAUCCAAAUGCAUCGCCGGGGUCGGAGUGGGGGACUACUGAUAUAAAACCAUCUGGUGUGUGUUUGUGCAGUGUAACUAUCAAUGCUUGAAAAUGUUUGCUGCUUCUGAAUUGGAGAUCUUGAUAGAGUAGGCAAUAGAGCUAGUGUUUGAUGUUGUUUUAUGGUUGUGAUUGUAGUGUACAGGGUCAUGGAAAAAAAAAUUGAAACCAUAAAUUUGGGUGCAACAUGUUUUUUAUGAAAGAUAGGAAAAUGAGUGUGUCUUAAUGUAAAAAAUGUAAUUCAUAUCCAUUUUCUAAGUUGAAGUGUUCAGAGUUAAUAUCUCAUAUUGAGAUAUUAGGCAGGUUGGUU